Molecule: messenger RNA, 2824 nt
Organism: Cyprinus carpio (common carp)
Lineage: Eukaryota; Metazoa; Chordata; Actinopteri; Cypriniformes; Cyprinidae
Product: RNA binding protein fox-1 homolog 3-like
Exons: 17
Coding region: 755-1942 (395 amino acids)
Biological process (GO): nervous system development; regulation of alternative mRNA splicing, via spliceosome
Cellular component (GO): cytoplasm; nucleus
Molecular function (GO): mRNA binding
Source: RefSeq, a predicted model, not a curated record
CAAGCACCCUCCCCAACACACACACACACACACCCCCACUGCUUGUGUGAACGUAAACACACAUACACACACCACAGACGCGUGUGGUUGACCGCACCGGGCUCUCGGCUAUGUGUGAAGACACGCACGGCACGCCAAAGAAGCAGCUCUACUGAAUCUGACGCUCGCUUUGUAGCAGGACCGCCAACCAGAUCGCAUCGAAAACCAUCCUACUUUCUCUCUCUCUUUUUCCCCUCCCUCUCUUUUCAGUUGUACUUGUGUGAACAGAGCAGGAGAAAAGGAAAUACCACCCCCCCCAUCAUCUCUCUCUCUCACUCACUCUCUCUCUCUCUCUUUCUGUCUGUCCUGUGGUGGGAUAAACAGUGAAAAGAUGAGCCUGUGAUACAGCACCAGACCUGAGUGACCUGACAGCUCAAACAAAUCCUGUUCAGACAAGAAGAAAUGCUGCCAGUUGAAGCCUAGUCUCUGAUAGCAGUGGAGAACAACCAGUCUACUUCCCGGAAGAAUACAAGACUUCUCUGAUCUGGGUGAUGAAGGAGGCUGUGACCUGCAAAGAGGAAAGUAAAAUAUAAGUGACUGAUUCCUGCUUCGAGAGAGAGAAAGAGCAAGAGACAGGAAGAAAGAGAGAGAGAGAGACAGUUUGCUGGUUCAUUGGACAGAGUGACUUGCCACGCUCCGACUGCCCCCUUCUCCCCACAGCAUCAGACACCUCUGUGGUUGCAGUUAGACCCCACCUGCUCAGCCACAGCUGUACAUGGAGACCCCCAGUUGGGCAGAAACCAAACCAGGAAACGGGCUGUGUAAAACCGGAAGCAUUGCUCUCUUUGGAAACGUAGUGUACAGUGGGCUGCUGAACGAUCACUUCUGGCAUUUCGGGGUGCCCCUUGUCACAAGACUGGGUAACCAGGAGGCCCCUGCUCCCCCAGAAGCCAUGGCUCAGCCGUACGCUCCAGCACAGUAUCCUCCCCCUCCACCUCAGAACGGGUUGCCUGGCGAAUACACCCACCCUGGGCAGGACUACACGGGGCCCAGUCCGGUCCCUGAGCACGCUGCAGCCCUCACUAUCUACACACCCACACAGACACACAGCGAGCCACCUGGCACUGACAGCAGCACGCCUUCCCUCACAGGGACUAGCAGCAUACCAGUGAGUGCCACUAGCAGCAUGCAGCAAGUGGAUGAUGUGGCGCAGACAGACGGCUCUCAGCAGCUUCAACUCCAGCCCUUAGACUCUUCGGAGAAGCAGCAGCCCAAACGGUUACACGUCUCCAACAUUCCCUUCCGCUUCCGUGACCCAGACCUCCGGCAAAUGUUCGGGCAAUUUGGGAAAAUUUUGGAUGUGGAAAUUAUUUUUAACGAGCGGGGCUCUAAGGGUUUUGGUUUUGUAACAUUUGAAACAAGCGCAGAUGCAGACCGCGCAAGGGAGAAAUUAAACGGUACAAUCGUAGAGGGACGCAAAAUUGAGGUAAAUAAUGCAACGGCACGAGUAAUGACAAACAAAAAAGUGGCCAACCCAUAUACAAACGGCUGGAAGCUGAAUCCAGUGGUGGGAGCUGUCUAUGGUCCUGAAUUUUAUGCAGUGACAGGCUUCCCCUAUCCCACCACAGGGGCGACGGUGGCUUACAGGGGCGCCCACUUGAGAGGCAGAGGUCGUGCUGUCUACAACACGUUCCGCGCCGUACCUCCACCCCCUCCCAUUCCUGCUUACGGAGCUGUGGUUUACCAAGAUGGCUUCUACGGUGCUGAGAUCUAUGGUGGCUAUGCAGCAUACAGAUAUGCCCAACCAGCGGCAGCAGCUGCAGCGGCCUACAGUGACAGCUAUGGCAGAGUCUAUGCAACAGCAGACCCUUAUCACCACACGAUUGGACCUGCAGCCACGUACAGCGUGGGCACUAUGGCUAGCCUUUACAGAGGAGGUUACAGUCGCUUCACACCCUACUAGAGAGAGAAUCAAUCCAAACAAACAAACAAACAAAAGAAAACAAACACAAACAAACAACCCAACCUCAUCUACGUUCAAUAGAGCAAAACGCCUCCGGGUCAUAAGCGAACCUUCCCCGAACAGUCACAUUUGGGCUAAAGCUCUUCUUAUCAACCUGCUGUUAUCCAGCAUUUCUGUUGCUUGGCUAUUGAUUUGGAAUCUGUUUUGUUUGUAUUGAAAUGUGUGGUCCGGUAGUGGAGGGGCUGAGUGACAGAGGUGGGGGAGGGGGCUGUCCAAUGAGUUUUCUCAUUUAGUCAUGCCGUAGAUUUAUGGGCAUGAGCUCAGCUGAUUUAUGUGGACAGGGAGCGGGCCAGUAAGUGAGUUUAUUUGCCUUACUAAAUGGUACAGCAAUGAGCAACUUGAGCAAAACAACAGCAGCGCUAGACUCGCAUACGUAUAUUUGCAGUCUUUGCAUUAAAAGCCCCACUGAACACCCACUUAUUAUAAGUAGCGAUGACUGCUAUUCAUUAAAAUAUGAAAUGAAAAACCUCUAAGGUUUGCUUAUGCUAUCUGUAAACUACUAAUAUAGCCUUACAAUUUUUUUCUCCAGUAAAUAUCAAAGGGAAAUAUGGAUAUAAACAUUUAUUUACAAAGCUCCGGCUUUCUCUUAUGGAGUCUAUGAUUGUUUACCGAUACUAUAUUGUAGUAGUGUUAAAAUUGAUAGUUAGCUACAUGGACCCUUCAUGAAGCAUUUCAAGUAAUUCUCUGUCACUCACACCCUCUUUCACUUUGACAUACUGUUAUAUAACUCAAUGAACAUUUAUUGUCUGUAUGAUUGCAAUUGUAUGUCAUUUGGGGAUUUUGAUGUCAAGUUAGAUGUCAAUUUUUUUUUUUAGUAUUUGG